AUGGGAAACGGUCUAAAGCCUCUUAGACAACAACAUCCUUCAUUUCUUUACGAGCCUCUGCUCAGCACUCCAUUUUUGGAGGAGGCAGAAAACGAGAAGCUGAGAGUUUUCAGCGCCAAGGAACUGAAGAAAGCAACAGAAAGCUUCAUAAAAGACAGGGUUGUAACUAGCCACGAUGGCUCGGUUCAAACAUUCUACAAGGGAUACAUCAAUGACACCACAUGUGCACUAUCAAGAACUAAAACCAAAGUCCCUAUUUCUGUCAUGGAAUGUCUUCAAGAUCGUCCACGGGGUCAACAUGUGUGGAAAAUAAACAAAGAAGAAGCGGAGUCUCUAGGAGAGAUACAUCAUCCCAACUUGGUCAAGCUUUUAGGUUACUGUUAUGAAGAUAGCAAAUCACUUUUGGUUUUCGAAUACUCUCACAAAGGAAGUUUGGAAGAUCACAUAUUCGGAAAAGAGGAGGCAUUGACUUGGGAAACACGGGUUAAGAUAGCCAUUGGAGUAGCACAAGCUGUUGCAUUUCUCCACUCCAUCAAGAAAAUCCCGUUAAUCCACGAACUGCACAUGCAUAACAUUAUGCUUGACGAGCAAUACAAUGCAAAAUUGCUUUAUCUUGAUUCAAAAGAACUAUUAAUCGAAGAUGUUCGGGAAUUUGUAGCAACUACAUACCUGCCACUUGAAUAUACAAUGACAGGUCAUGCGGGAGUGAAGACCGAUGUUUUUGCAUAUGGUGUGAUAUUGCUUGAGCUCUUUACUGGUUCAAAAGGUGGAUUAAAAUGUCAAGAGACCUUAGAUAUUAGGACUAGAUCGUUUGAGGAAAGAAUUGAUCCUCGACUUGAGAGCGAUUAUCCUAUGCAUGCAGCAAAAAAAAUGGGCAGACUCAUCCAAAUAUGCACAAAGGGGAACUGGAAAGAACGACCGUUAAUGCAACAUGUUUUGGAUGUUCUUAACUAUGUUGCAUGUAAAUAUUAA
Molecule: messenger RNA, 972 nt
Organism: Eruca vesicaria subsp. sativa (arugula)
Lineage: Eukaryota; Viridiplantae; Streptophyta; Magnoliopsida; Brassicales; Brassicaceae
Source: the annotation of a GenBank genome assembly